GAGAUUCCUGGGAUGGGGUGGUGGUGGUCGUGAUUCUAAUAUGUCCUGAAGCUCACAGGCGGUAGUCCCGCGGGCAAUCAUGACGCACGGGCCCCAACAGGAAAAUCCUGAUUCCCGCACUGGCCCUCCCUGCCCCCAUGGCCCUUCUAUCAGGCAAUUCAAAGUCUCCGGGCGGAGAGUUACUGAUUAACCCUAGGUUUCAAGGAAAGAAAUAAUAAUAACUGAAGGGACAACGUGAGCCAAGAAACAAGCUGAGCAGCCCUGGGAGAGUGGUGGCAGACAGCUCAAGACUAGAAGGAGGAGAAGGAGACUCGAGCCAGCCAGCCUGCGGCCAGACAGCCGUCGGGUCCCAGCAACACCCACCGAUUUCUGCCUGUCGAUGCCCAGGCGGUGAGUUGCCACGUCCUGGGGGCUCCGGGUGCCCAGAAUGGCCUGCCCCAAGAUCCCGCAGCAGCCCCAGCUGGUCUGCCAAAAAGCCACCCCCUCCGACCCCGCGGGCUGCAAUGGAGGUCCUGGCGGCCCCACAGAGGGUGACCUGGAGUGCCUGGUGUGCCGGGAGCCCUACAGCGGCGUCCGGCCGCCCAAGUUGCUGGGCUGCCAGCACGCCUUCUGCGCCGUCUGCCUGAAGCUGCUGCUGUGCGUGCAGGACGAUGCCUGGUCCAUCCCCUGCCCUCUGUGCCGCAAGGUCACGACCGUCCCCGGGGGCCUCGUCUGCACCCUGCGCGACCAGGAGAACGUGCUGGCACGGCUAGCCCGGCCGGGCCUGGAGGUGCCGCUCGGCCCUCAGGGGCUGGCGAACCCUGCCGCUCUGACAGCAGGGCAGCCCAGCACUGCCGGAGAGGAGGAGCAGGACGCGGUGAGCCCCAACCGCGCGGCGGCCCGUCGCCUGGCCGCGCACCUGCUCCUGCUGGUCCUGCUCAUCGUCCUCAUCCUGCCCUUCAUCUACCCCGGCGUCAUCCGGUGGGUGCUCAGCUUCCUCGUCACCCUGGCCCUGCUGCUGGCUCUGCUCUUCUGCUCUCACCCCGGCCAGCAGGGCGGCUGCGUGCCCACCCCCAGGACUCUCUUCUGCAGAGAGCGGAAACCCAGCGAGAUCGCCUCCAUCUCCUGAGCGAGCUCUGACCGGGCGGAGUCGGGGGUCCCUUCUGCCGCUGCGGCCCGCUUACCAUCACAGUGAACAGAGGAAGCGGUUAUGCAGCGGACCGGCUCCCUUGGGAGAGUAACUGCCCGCUGGACUUGCCAGCCAAAGCCAGAACGGCUGUCUUGGGUCAAGAACUGUGCUUUUGGACAAUAGACUCACCCCUGCCGCGGAUAUAGCAUAGCUAUUAAUAAACUCUUUGGGGCUGGGGAAGGAACUACUUGAACGCGACAAAGGAAGGGGGUCUCCUGCUCCUUUUAGUCCAAUGCCCCUGACUUUUCUUUCUAUACCUGGAUGAGAGUAUUGCAAACAUUAUUGGUAUUGUAGAACAAAUAGAACUGGAACUCUUUUUUUUUUUUUUUUUUUUGCAAUUUCUCUGAGUUUUUUCUGUCUUUCUUUCGGUUUGAUUUUGUGUGUUUGGGAGUUUGUUUCUGUUUCAGGCUGUGCCAUAUCUUCCCUCCUGGGAACUCAGAGCCCACAGGAAGUCCUCCUGUGCUCUCCCUGAUGCUGUCUGUCUGAUGCCCAUCUCACCUCUCCAAAGGUCCUGGUGGCUCAGGUCUCCCACUGACCUGCUCCCAGGGAUGGAGAGGGAGAAAUUGUGCAGAGCAGUGAUAGUCCUGCUGCGGCCGGGGGAUGCCCACAUUUGGCUGGCUGAGUUGGGGAGGAGUGGGGAGGACCCUGGUGGGUCUGGGAAUUGCUCCCAGCAGCUCCACCAGGAUUUCUCAGCUGCAUGUCAUCAGGCCCUAACACAACAGAGAAUCUCAGGGUUACAAGGACUCCCCUCCAACGGUGGGUCCAGCUGCCCAUCUGAGGCACUCAAUCCCACACUCUCGAACCAAAGCUUUACAGUUGUUAUUUUCUUUCUUAUUGCAUCCCGAUGCCCAGUUGAGAUUUUGUCGUAAAGAUAAGAGGCCCCAUAAAUACAACAGUCCUCUCCAAUAACCCCGUCUUUCCCACCUCACCCAGGGAGCCACAGUCAUCUGAAAGGCUCUCGCGUCUUCUCUUGGCCAUUUCUGCUCCGUAACAGAGAGGAGACUUCUGCGGGAGGGAAUGACCUUCCAUGGCUUCCGGAAUCGGGCACCAGCCAGGGGGACCCGUCGGGGUGCAGGGGGGUGAAAGAUGGGAGACGUCGCAUGAGAUCCUUCCAAAGACCCCAUAGUUGAGAGGCAGACUUGAAACCUCAGAAAGGCGUGUUGAGUCCAAUCCAUCAUCCCUCCCGGGCCCUCUUUCCUGACAGUUGCUGCAUUUGUGUUCUUGAACUGGGCCUUCUGGCUCUCUGAGCUUCAUUUCCCCCAAAACGAGCUAGUAGGACUGGGUUAUUCCUAAGUCUCCUGAAAUCCAGAAGCUGAGGGCACUGCUGGGCUCCCGAACAAUGAACAAGGGCCACAGCCUCUCUGGAGUCACAUACAGAAAAGUCAGGGUGUAAGUCUGUAUGCAAUUAGCUCUUGCAAUCUGCAAACAAAAUCUUCCUUUUUUCUUAUAAGGUUCUUUCAGGGCAACUCUGUGACACCCACGCUAUUGGCUUUGUUAACUGGGAGGUACUGGGAGGGGGCAUGAGUGAGGGUGUGUGGGUGUCCUCAUCCUUUUAAGCCAAGGCCAAGUGGGCCUGGAGAACACCUUGUCUCCCCAGGAUGAAUAAAUGACAAGAAUUGUUCGGCAUUUCCAGAACUGGCCUGGGGCAUGUGCAGUUUGGGAGGGUAGCCAGUAGGUUAGGGAAAGAACAUUCUUUCCUCAUUCACCUCUACUCCCAUUCCACCUUGAUCUUGGACCCUCCACCAAGGUUUCCAUCGCUAAUAACAACACCAUUUCUACCAAAGUAAUGGUGGGCUCAUGUUUACUGAGUGCUUACCAUGUGCCAAGCACUACAUUAACUGCUCUGUGUCCAUUAUCUAGUUGAAUCUUCAUGACAACUUUGUGAAGGAGAGACCACCAUGCCGAAGAGAAGACUGAGGAUCAGAGAAGUCAAUUCAUCUGCCUAAGGUUGCCCAGCCUGGGUUCACUCCCUGGUCAGGGAGCUAAUACCCACGUGCCACAAAUAAG
Messenger RNA from Bubalus bubalis (water buffalo), 3175 nucleotides. RefSeq names its product ring finger protein 186 (gene RNF186). Gene Ontology annotation, cellular component: endoplasmic reticulum membrane. The transcript has a single exon. Gene Ontology annotation, biological process: protein localization to mitochondrion; protein autoubiquitination; proteasome-mediated ubiquitin-dependent protein catabolic process. The record is from RefSeq and is a predicted model, not a curated record. Gene Ontology annotation, molecular function: ubiquitin protein ligase activity. Bases 428 to 1108 code for a protein of 226 amino acids. NCBI's taxonomy places the organism in Eukaryota, Metazoa, Chordata, Mammalia, Artiodactyla, Bovidae.